Molecule: messenger RNA, 5828 nt
Organism: Coregonus sp. 'balchen'
Lineage: Eukaryota; Metazoa; Chordata; Actinopteri; Salmoniformes; Salmonidae
Source: the annotation of a GenBank genome assembly
AUGGGGAAACCGGGUUUGGUUGGGCCACCUGUUCCCUCGGGUUUUGUCAUUAUUCAACCUGGUUGGUGGCCCAUUCCCAUCUGUUUGGGGUUCAAAUAUUCCCAAUUUUGCAAAAUACCUUUUUAGUCCACUGCUUUGACUUUUAAUUUUUUCCCAAAUGGCCCCCCUUCCCCUGGGGAAAGGGUUUUUGGGGGAGGUUCACCCCUUAAAAACGGUUCCAUUCACAAGCCUUUCUCCUUUUUUAUAUUGCCCCCUUCAUUACCCCCCUUAAAAAUUUUGGGAAAAGAGGGUCCCCGGGGUUUCCGGGACAAAAAUUAGUAAAUUGGGCCUAUUUUAAUUGGUCCCACAAGGACCAAAAUGGGGUUUUUCUGACAAAAGUAGGCUUAUUUAGGUUUAGGAAAGAUUUGGGGCGCAGGCCGGGUUUUCCCAAAACUUUGGGGUUAUCCUCUUGUUUUUUCCCCUCAUUCAAUAAUUUCCCAAUUAAAUUACCCCCCCUUUUGCCCCCCCUUUUUAACCGCCCCGGGCCCCUUUUGGGCCCCCUUUUUUGGUUCCCCUUUUUUUGGGUCCUCUGGGCCCCUCCCUCCUUUGUUUCCGCCCCUCUUUUAAUUUUUCCCCAAAAAAGGGGGCCCCUGUCUCCCCUGCUCUUUGGGUACUCCCCCCUCCUCCCCCUCCCCCUUUCCCCCUCUCCCCCCCUCCCCCUUCCCCCCUUCUCCUCCCCCCCCUCCCUCCCCCCCCCCUCCCUUUCCCCCCUCCCCCUCUCUCCCUCCCCCCUCCCCUCCCCCCUCCCCCCUCCCCCCCCCUCCCCCUCCCUCCCCCCCCUUUUUUCCCCCCCUUCCCCCCCCCCUUUCCCUUUCCCCCUUUUUUUUCCCCCCCAAAACCCCCCUUCCCCUCCUUCUCCCCCCCCUCUCCCUCCCCCCCUCCCCAUUCCCCCUUUUUUCCCCCUCCCCCUCUUUUCCCCCUUCCCCCCCCCUCUCCCCCUCUCCCCCCCUCUCUCCCUCCCUCCCCCUUUUCCCCCCUCCUCCCCCCCCUCCCCCCGUCCCCCCCCCCUUUUCCCCCUCUCUCUUUUCUCCCCCUCCCCUUCUUCCCCCCCUCCUCCUCCUUUUCCCCCCUUUUCUCUCCCCUUUUUCCCCCUUUUCCCCUCCCCCCACCCCCUUCCCCCUCCCCCCCUCCCUCCCCCUCCCCCCCCCUUUCCCUCCCCCCCUCUUUUUCCCCUCUCUCCCCCCUCCCUCCCCCUCCCCUCUCCCAUCCCCCCCCCUCGUUUCCUCCCCCCCCUCCCCUUUUCCCCCUUUUCCUCCCCCUCCCCUCUCCUUCUCCCUUCCCCCCCUCCCAUUCUCCUCCCUUUCCCCCCUUCUCCCUUUCCCCCCCUUCCUCUUUCCCCCUUCUUUUCCCCCUUCUUCCCAAACCCCCCCCUCUCCCCCCCUCUCCUCCCUCCCCCCUUUCCCCCUCUCUUCCCCCCCUUUCCCCCCUUUUCCCUCUCCCCUCCCCCCCCCCUUCUCUUCCUUUUCUCCCCCUUCCCCCCCUUUCUCUCCUCUCCCCCCUCUUCUCUCUCCCCCUCCCCCUCUCUUCCCCUCCCCCCCUUUCCUCCCCCCUCCCCCUUUUCCUCCUCCUUCCCUCCCCUCCCCCCCCCCUUUUCCCUCCCUCUCCCUCCCCCCAAAGGAUGGGGAAAAGGGUAGCCUUUUUCUACAGGGAUAACAUCCGGCUGUUGGACUUUUCAACCUGGUCUUAAACCAAACUUUUACGCCCUGGUGAGGCCCCCCACAAAGGGAGGAUACCGGGUUUUCGGGUCGGGGGAAGGAAAAACACAUUUAUUUAGUUCUUCACACUUUUAAAAAAUUUAAGUAGGCAUUGGGGGGUGUGUGUCUCUGUCUGUUUUUCUAGAUUUUAUAUAAACUGUCCCCUUUCCCUUGUUUUUUUGAUCCAUAGAGAUUUUUUUUAAGGGCCCGCACGUUUGUCUGCCCCCUUUGUGGCGUCUGUGAGACCCACAGGUAAAAACCUUUGACCAUUUUCCAUUUUAAAGUAGCCCAAAUUUUCUUCUUCAAACUACGGGGAUGAUUGGGUUUAAACAAACUGAAAGGGUGUGAACUCAACAAGAUCCCCCGUCGAUUUUUCAUCCCCCCAACCCCUUGUAAACCUGACAUUUUUUUUGAAAAAUGUUUUAAAAAAUUGGGCACACGAAACAACGCCAGGGUUUAAGUUGGGCAUUAAAUUCCGACGGGUUAAGUUAAUUUUUAAAGGUUUUGGGGUAGGGUUCAAACUGAAAAAAAAGCCCCGGUUAAUUUUUGGGCAUUUUUUUUCCGACGGGUUUUAAUUUUUAAGGGGUUUAAAGGGUUUUGGGGGUUAGGGUUUCAAACUAAAAACCCAUGCCACGGUUAAUUGGGGCUUAAUUUCCCCGGGUUUAAAGUUAGGUUAAUUUUUGGGGGAAAGGUUUUCAAACUGAAAAAAACCGCCACUUUUAAAUUUGGGCAUUAAUUCCGACUGGUUAUUUAAAGGGGUUUAAAAGGUUUGGGGUUUUUUUCAAACGGAAAAAAAACGCCACGGUUAUUUUGGGCAAAAAGCCCCCUGGUUUUUUUAAAGGGGUUUAAGGGGUUUGGGGUAGGGUUCAAAAACUGAAAAAAACGCCCCUUUAAUUUUGGGGCAUUAAUUCCGACGGUUGGUUAUUGGGUUAAAGGUUUGGGGGGGUGGGGUUUCCCAAACUGAAAAAAAACCCCAAACCGGUUUAAAGUUUGGGCUUUAAAUUUCCCCGCCGGGUUUAAUUUAAAAGGUUUUAAAGGUUUGGGGGGUGGGGUUUUAAAACUAAAAACAAAGGCCACGGUUAAGUUGGGUUUAAAUUCCGACUUUUUAAUUUAAAGGGGUUUAAAGGUUGGGGGAAAUUUUUGGGGGGUUCAAACUGAAAACAACCCAGGGUUUAAUUUUGGGCUUUAAAUUUUCCGAGGGUUAAGUUGGGGUUUUGGUUUGGGGUAGGGUUAAAACCGGAAAAAAACCCCCCCUUUAAUUUGGGGGGGGGGGGGGGCUUUAAAUUUCCGACUGUUUAAUUUAAAGGGGUUAAUUUGGGGGGUUUAGGGUUAAAACGGGAAAAAAACGCCGGGGGUUAAUUUUGGGCUUUAAAUUCCGAUGGUUAAUUUUAAGGGUUGGGUUUUAAUAAUUCCGACUGGUUAAGUUCAGGGUUAAGGUUUGGGGUGGGUCAAACGACAACAAACGCCAAACCGGUUAAGUUUGGCUUAAUAAUUCCUGACUUGUGUUAGUUUAAGGGUUUAAAGGUUUGGGGUAGGGUGUUCAAACGAAAACAACGCCCACGUUUAAGUUUGGGCAUUAAUUCCGACUGGUUAAGUUAAGGGUUAAGGUUUGGGGUAGGUUCAAAUGAAACACGCACGUAAGUUUGGCAUUCAUUCCACUGUUAAGUUAAGGUUAAGUUUGGGUAGGGUUCAAACUGAAAGCAACGCCACGGUUAAGUUUGGGCAUUAAUUCCGACUGGUUAAGUUAAGGGUUAAGGUUUGGGGUAGGGUUCAAACUGAAAACAACGCCACGGUUAAGUUUGGGCAUUCAUUCCGACUGGUUAAGUUAAGGGUUAAGGUUUGGGGUAGGGUUCAAACUGAAAACAACGCCACGGUUAAGUUUGGGCGUGCUAAAUCUUUGUAGACAGAUGGCAGAGGGGUCUAAGCUGUGAGGUCCCGCUCCGUACGGCGCAGGUUCAAUCUCAGUGCUCUCGGUACUUGUUUGUAGUUUUUUUUUUUUUAGCUUUGCCUCUAGUGGCCAGUUUUGACGGUGUCUCCCAAUGUCCUGGGGACCUGCACAAACGUUGAAUUUCACCUUGGAUCUGGAGUGAUUCCUCUGGCAUACUGCCCCCUGGAGUGUGUUGUUUGAACAGGUAUAAAGUCAAGGUUGGUGAUUUACUGCCACCUGCGGUUAUGGGAAUGUUUACUCAUAAGUAUAAUUAAUUGGCUGAUCCCUCCUGAUGACCUGGAUGGACUUAUGAGAUCCUUUCUUAACACAUAGGAAGUCCCACCCAGUUGACUAAUUAAAAAUGGUGAAAGUCCUCAAUGGAGCUGCCCAUGUUAAAACAGGCUUUUGGGCACUACAGUCCUCUAUCAUUCUCUAUGAUGUCUGUCUACGUGUUUGUCUCUGUAGAUCUGCUAGCCCAUGAGGAGGCAGAGCCUGUCUGUCUGUCUGUCUGUCUGUCUGUCUGUCUGUCUGUCUGUCUGUCUGUCUGUCUGUCUGUCUGUCUGUGUCUCCUAACCCUCUGUGUGUCUCUGUUGAUCUGCUGGCCCAUGAUGAGGCAGAGCCUGUCUGUCUGUCUGUCUGUGUCUCCUAACCCUCUGUGUGUCUCUGUAGAUCUGCUGGCCCAUGAUGAGGCAGAGCGUCUGAACGACGUUAAGUUCCUGGUUCAGCAGCUCUACACCACCCUGCGUAUAGAAGAACAUCAGCUGAGCAAAGAGAAGGAACUGGUCGUCAGACUGGAGGACCUCAACUCACAGCUACGCCCACUGGAGAAGGUACACAGAAAGGGAUUUAUUGGAAUUAAAUACAUUUGUAAAUAUCACUUUUUUCUGUCUUCUGAUGGGCUUUAGUUGCUGUGUUUAGGAUUCCAUUCACUGCACGGUUAAUGUUUAGCAUUGGUGGAUAGAAAAGGGUCAACACAAGUGUAUUCAUUCCCAUUGGGAGUGUUCAUUCACAAAUCAAUGGAUGGUAGUGAUAUAUAAUAAUAUAUGCAUUUUAGCAGAUUAUUUUGCGUGGAUAAAUGUUUUACGUAUGGGUGGCCCCGGGAAUCAAACCCACUAUCCCUGUGUUGUAAGCACCAUUCUCUAACAACCGAGCUACGGCGGACCGCUGGUGUAAGUGCCCUUAUUGACUGAUGCCUGUCUCCGAUUGGCUGUCCGUCCCAAGGUGAGGGAGGAGCUGAGUCGUAAGGCGGAGCGUCGUACCACCUGGGUGCUGUGGGGGGGCGUGGCCUACAUGGCAACCCAGUUUGGGAUCCUGGCACGCCUCACCUGGUGGGAGUACUCCUGGGACAUCAUGGAGCCUGUCACCUACUUCAUUACCUACGCUACCGCCAUGGCCAUGUACUCGUACUACGUACUCACACGCCAGGUAACACACCCUCUGUAGCACACACAGUAAAUCCAGGUAGAUAGGCUGUUACACGGCCAGCCUGUGUGUUGAGGCUAAGCAAUAGUCUGUGUGUAUAUAUAGUAGCGGUUUUUUUGAGCAGGUUCAUUCAUGUUUGGUUCAUUCAUGUUUGUGUCCUCUUUCCCUGUAGGGGAAUGUAUACAGUAUUAUUCCCUAGGAGUAGUUGUAGCAUUCUGGAGUAGGUCUGUUUGUGUGUUGUGUUAUUGUGAUAGAAUGUCCCCCUCCCCCCCCCGUCCUGUAGGAGUACAUCUACCCUGACGCCAGGGACCGACAGUACCUGCUGUUCUUCCACAAGGGGGUGAAGAGACAACGCUUUGACAUCCACAAGUACAACGAGCUGAAGGACUCUAUCGCUGAGGUAGGCACUAUGCAGGCAGGAACAGAUGCGGGCUGGGAUGCUAGCACGCACGCACGCACACACACACACAAACAAACGCGCACACACACACACACACACACACAGGCAUGCACACAUUAACACGUGUACACAAAAUGUACUUUAUGGUUUCAUCAUCUGGAUUGAAACAUUGAACAAAUGUAGAAGGAAUUCACAGAUUCCUCAUUAUUCUCUCUCUCUUUAAUUCUGUUUCUUUCUCUCUCUCUCCCCCUCCUCUCCCCAGGUGGAGUUAGAUCUCAAGCGUCUGAGGGACCCCCUCCAGCUCCAACUCCCUGUCCAGCAACUCACCGCCGCCAGCAAAGAUUGA